AGGCUACACAGAUUUUUUUUUUUAGGGCACGGCCUCGGCGCCUCCCUCCCUGCAAAACUCAAUUCAAAAACCCUAAUCCCUAAAUUUUUUCUUGAAAUUCUAACAAAUCAGAUAAACUUUUGAUCAAAUAAAAAUUAGAUCAUGGAUCAUCAAUGGCGUCCACGACAAGUCCUCGGUACAAUCUGUCCAGUUUGCGCAGUUUCUCACUUCCCCUUCUGUGCUCCACCACCUCACCCUCAUCCUCCUGGUCCUCUUCCGUAUCAACCCGACCCUAGAAUGUUCCCUCCGCAGCACGAUCAUUACCGACCUCCAUUCGAUCCUUAUAACGCGCCAGUUGGUAUGGAUCGGAAUCUAAAUUCGAUGUACAAUUAUGGUGGUAGCAAUGGUUAUCCGGAUGAAUUUGAUAGAAGCUAUAAGAGGCCUAGGGUUGGUGAGAGCGGUUCUGGUUCAUUGAUGAAUGAAAACCAUCUAAAUUAUCAAAAUCAAGCUGGAUUUUCAUUGGAGGAUGAGCGUAGAUUGAAGCUAAUUCGCGAACACGGAUCUGCUAGUGGUGGAGGCGACCCUGAAUUUGAUGUGAACUGUGCUAGGGGCGAUGUUGGGCCAAUACCCCCGAGGAAUGGGCAAUAUUUGGGGAGAGAAGAAGCUUAUGGACAACAACUAUAUUCCAUCGAGGAUGGGUUUAACCGUGAAGAACACCUACAAUCUCGACAUGCUUUACUAGAGAGAUCUUAUGAAACAGCAGCAUCUCGCGAUUCACAACAUAUUCAACCUCAUUAUUUUCAUAGAAACAACUGGCAAGAUUAUGACUCGCAAAUGCAGAUGCCCAGUUAUGUCGGAGGGCCGUCAAUUGGGAAUCACAACAUGGCUGCAAUUACUCAAUAUAGUUCACCGAAUAUUACUGAACUGCGGGGUCGUCUACCGCCAUUACCAACACAACGUCCACCGCCGCCGCCGCCACCACCACCACCUGCCCUGGUUCCAACUAGUUGGGUAUUUGAUGGGCAACCUCCUCUUCCUGCUUCUCCGCCUCCACCUAUCCCACCUGUGGAUCUCCCAGCACACCCUUCUUCAGAGUUCAAAGCAUACUCCUCGUCCCCUAACAAGUCAUUUCCUUUGUUUCCUGUCACUUUCACUUCAUCCCCAAUGGCUCAUUCAUCAUAUCCACCAGUACCUAAUGCUUCUACUGGAGCUGUUGUGGAGGAAUUCCAAGAAUUUAACAAGGCUCCUCUGAAGCAACUAUCUCCAGCAAAGCCUAAAGUUAUUGAUGCUUCGCACUUGUUUAAGUUGCCGUAUCGAGCUACCCGGCCGGAUCAUUUUGUAGUAAUCCUUCGAGGGCUGCCAGGUAGUGGAAAGAGCUACGUAGCAAAGAUGAUGCGUGACCUUGAGGUUGAAAAUGGUGGUACUGCUCCACGUAUUCACUCUAUGGACGAUUAUUUCAUGACUGAAGUUGAAAAGGUUGAGGAUGGUGAUGCUUCAAAAUCUUCUACAUCCAUCAGAGGCAAGAAGGCUACUACAGUGAAAAAAGUGAUGGAGUAUUGCUAUGAGCCAGAAAUGGAGGAGGCUUACCGCGCAAGCAUGUUGAAAGCGUUCAAGAAGACUCUUGAGGAGGGGAUUUUCAUGUUUGUAAUUGUGGAUGACCGCAAUCUGCGGGUAGCUGAUUUUGCUCAGUUUUGGGCAAUUGCAAAGAGAUUGGGCUAUGAAGUUUAUAUAGCAGAAGCCACAUACAAAGACCCUGCGGGCUGUGCAGCUAGGAAUGUGCAUGGUUUUACCCUAGAUGAUAUACAAAAGAUGGCCGCACAAUGGGAAGAAGCUCCAUCCUUGUACGUGCAACUUGAUAUCAAGUCAUUAUUACAUGGGGAUGAACUGAAAGAAAGUGGGAUCCAAGAGGUAGACAUGGACAUGGAAGAUGGGAAUUCUGACAAUGAUCCAUCUGGUCCGCAAGAAAAAAGGUCUAAGAAGGCUACUUUACCUUAUACAGGAGUUGACGUGCCUGAUGGUUCUGGGAGGAGAUGGGAUGCUGAAGGCGACCAACGAACACAGAAAGUGAAAGAUUUGGGCAGAAGCAAAUGGUCAAAUGAUUUAGAUGAAGAUGGUGCAGAAGGAUCUGAAAGUGCAAAGCAUAAUUUAAAUGCUCUUCCUGGGCCAAUUAAAUCAUACAGUAAGCAUCAGAAAUCUGUGCGCUGGAGUGACCAGGCUGGAAACACUGGAUUCUCAAUAGGUGCAGCAAAGCAAGCAAGUGUGCCUUCUUUAGUGAUUGGGCCGGGUGUUGGAUACAACUUGAAGUCUAACCCAUUUCCUGAAGAUAUACCCCCAUUAGGUCACAGCACAGGCAAGUCUAAGAAGCAGAGCAUAUUCCAGGAGCGACUGCGUGAAGAGCAAGAGUCCUUCAGAUCUGUUUUUGACAGGAGACGGCAUCGGAUUGGUGGACUUGAUUUGGAAGAGUGACAAACAAUUCAGGAUAUUUUUCUUCAAUACUAUUGGGAUUUCACCCAUCUGUUGUUUCAAUGAUGUAAUUUUAGUUCCUUUAUCAAUUGCAAUUUGAGCAAUGGUGGAACCAAAUGUAGGAAGAGUAGCUCUCAUCAAGCAUUUUUUGUUAUUAAUAUGUUCAACCUAUUACAA
Tripterygium wilfordii is the source of this 2619-nucleotide messenger RNA. RefSeq lists its product as uncharacterized. Gene Ontology annotation, cellular component: nucleus. The coding region runs from base 142 to 2445 and encodes 767 amino acids. The record is from RefSeq and is a predicted model, not a curated record. Lineage: Eukaryota; Viridiplantae; Streptophyta; Magnoliopsida; Celastrales; Celastraceae. Gene Ontology annotation, biological process: regulation of telomere maintenance. The transcript is spliced from 13 exons.